AUGCACAAAGCGCCGGCCGCUAAAGUCACGGUGCCAAUGACGGAACCAAAUGUCACCAUCAGAACGCCAAGAGAUCCGAACACGCUGUCCAACUAUCACAACUUUUUGACGAAACAUACGGUCGCUGAGUUUGAGAUCGACUUUGAGAAGAAGCUACUCAAUGGUGGUGUAGAGUUGACGUUUGAGAGCUUGACGGAGGGUGAGACUAAGGAUAUUGUAUUGGACACGAGUUUUCUGGAUAUCAAGGAUGUUAAGCUUGGUGGCAAGGAAGUCAAGUGGGAUGUUGGCGAGCGCAUAGAGCCGUAUGGCGCUCCGCUGACCGUCACGCUUGACAAAGGCAUACCGAAGGGUCAGAGUAUCAAGAUUGCAGUCAAGCUUUCCACGACGGAAAGAUGCACCGCGUUGCAGUGGAUGACGCCAGCGCAGACGUCGAACAAGAAACACCCGUACAUGUUCUCGCAGUGCCAGGCGAUCCAUGCGCGCUCCGUAUUUCCGUGCCAGGAUACGCCCGAUGUCAAGUCGACUUUCGAAUUCAAGCUUCGAUCCCCGCUUCCCGUCCUGGCAUCAGGCUUGCCCACGGGGUCUCACCAGUAUGAGGCCGGGUCCGACGACAAGGCUGGGACCCUGCUGUACACAUUCGAACAGAAGGUUCCUAUUCCGAGUUACUUGUUUGCUGUAGCGAGCGGUGACAUUGCAUCCGCUUCCAUUGGGCCCAGAAGUCUUGUCAACACAGGUCCAGAGGAGCUCUUGGACUGUCAGCGUGAGCUUGAAGGCGAACUAGAGCCAUUCAUGAAGGCAAUUCACUCUAUCGUCAAGGUACCUUACCAGUGGACCCAAUACAACUGCCUGAUUUUGCCGCCUUCUUUCCCUUACGGUGGCAUGGAGAACCCAGUCUGGACAUACGCCACGCCGUCUAUCAUUUCUGGCGACAAGCAGAACGUCGAUGUCAUCGCGCACGAACUCUCACACUCUUGGUCCGGCAACCUGGUAAGCGCAGGUAGCUGGGAGCACUUCUGGCUCAACGAGGGUUGGACUACGUAUCUCGAGCGGAGAAUUGCCGGCUACGUGCAUGGAGAAGAGUACCGCCACUUCUCUGCCAUCAUUGGUUGGAAAGCCCUCGAGGACUCCAUCAAGAGCUAUGGAGAGGAUCACGAAUACACAAAGCUCAUCGUCGACCUGAAAGGCAAGGAUCCGGACGACGCUUUCAGCUCGAUCCCCUACGAGAAGGGCUUCCACGCGCUCUACGCAUUCGAGCUACUGCUGGGCAAGGAGAAGUGGGAUACCUUCAUCCCGCACUACUUUGACACAUUUAUGUUCAAAUCUCUGGACAGUUACGAUUUCAAAGCAUGCCUCCUCGACUUCUUUGCCAAGGACGCAGAGGCCGCGAAGAAGCUUGAUGAGUUCGACUGGGACAAGCUCUUCUACACGCCCGGCUUCCCGAAGAAGCCCGAGUUUGACGACACGCUAGUUAAGACAUGCUACGCACUCGCGUCGGAAUGGGAAGCCCGUAUCAACAAGAAGGACACCUCAUUCACCCCCAAGCUGUCCGACAUCGAUGGUUGGGUCGCCAAUCAAUCCGUCGUGUUCCUCGAGCGCCUGCAAGCCAUCUCCGAGUCCUUCACGCCCAGAGACGUCCACCUGCUCGGCGAGACAUACGGCUACACGGCCACAAAGAACAUCGAAGUCCUGAGUCGUUUCUUGACUGUUGGGCUGCGUGCUAAGGUAGAAGAGACGUACCAGCCGACUGCGGAGCUGCUGGGUAAGAUUGGACGGAUGAAGUUUGUGAGGCCACUAUUCAGGUUGUUGGAAAAGGCGAAUCGCGAUUUGGCGGUCAGGACAUUUGAGAAGAACAGGGACUUUUAUCAUCCCAUCUGCAGACAGAUGGUGGAGAAGGAUCUAUUUGGGGAGGAGAAGAAAUAG
This is a messenger RNA of Didymosphaeria variabile, 1920 nucleotides long. RefSeq names its product Leucyl aminopeptidase yscIV. The record is from RefSeq and is a predicted model, not a curated record. The transcript has 2 exons. Gene Ontology annotation, biological process: proteolysis. Gene Ontology annotation, cellular component: cytosol. Gene Ontology annotation, molecular function: zinc ion binding; epoxide hydrolase activity; aminopeptidase activity. NCBI's taxonomy places the organism in Eukaryota, Fungi, Ascomycota, Dothideomycetes, Pleosporales, Didymosphaeriaceae. The coding region runs from base 1 to 1920 and encodes 639 amino acids.